AUGUAAAAACUAAGACGUGAAGCAAUUGAGAGAGCCAAAUUAAACUCAGCUUGUAAUACAAUCAUUAGUACCUUAUUUGUAGUCUUGGUCACACUUCUUACACUUUUCAUAUGUGAUCUCUCAGGUUUAGUGCAAUUAGAUAAACCAUUGUAAUACGUUUCUGCAGCAAAUGCUAUUAAAGAUUAAAUACCAGAGAGGAAUUUCAUAUCUGCAUCUUAAACGGGGACUUUAGAACCAUUAUAAGGACAGCAUAUUGAUAAGGUGAAUGUGAUUAAACCUAUUAUUGAUCAUAGAGAAUAUCGAUAUUUAGAAUUGGAGAAUCAUUUAAAAGUGUUAUUGAUACAUGAUUCAGAAUCAGAAAUGGCAUCAGCUGCUAUGGAUGUUAAAGCAGGAUCUUGGCAUGAACCAAAUGAGUAUCCUGGUUUAGCUCAUUUUUGUGAACAUAUGUUAUUCAUUGGGUCUUAGAAAUAUCCUCAAACUGGAUUUUUUGAUGAUUUAAUGGCAAAAGGUGGAGGUUCAUCAAAUGCAUAUACAGAGGCAUAAAAUACAAAUUAUUAUUUUGAAAUUACUGUGAAUCAUUUAGGAAAAGCAUUAGAUGCAUUUGCUCAUUUUUUUAUAGAUCCUUUAUUUAAUGAAGAUGCAGUAAAUAAAGAAAGAAAUGCCGUUAAUUCAGAAUAUGAAAUAGAUGUAAGUACUGAAGAUUGGAAAGUUGUUAAUCUCUUUGCUCUUUUAGCUGAUCCCAAACAUCCUGCUAGUAGAUUUAGUAUAGGUAAUAAUGAUGUUUUGGCCAAAGAAGGAGUAGUUGAAGCAUUAAAGAAAUUUUAUUAAGAUAAUUAUUCAUCUAAUAUAAUGAGUUUGGCUGUAUCAAGUAGAUUAUCUUUAAAUGAAAUGGAAAAGAUGGUUAAAGUAUUUUCAAAAAUAGAAAAUAAAAAUUUAAUACCUUAAUCAAUUUCAGGAUUUCCAUAUUAAUUUGGAUUAUUGGGUAAAUACAAAACAGAAAAGAAGUUAGUUUUAUUAAAUUGGUAAUUGAGUGGAAGAGAAUAAUUUGUACACUAGAAACCUUUAGAAUUAAUAGAUUAUUUAUUAAAUAAUGGAAAUUUGAAGGAUUAUUUAAAGGAGAAAUAAUUAGUGAUUGAAUUUGAAUCCUCAAUUUUUAUUGAAUAAAAUCAUUUUGUCAAUUAUAUAAUAGAAUUAACAUUACCAGAAUAACCAUUAGAGGAUGGAAAUAUUGCCCUUGAAAUUACAAGAAUUAUAAAUAAUUAUAUCCAAUAAUUAGAGGAAUGGUUAAAGGAUGAAAAAUAUUUAGAAGAAAUAUUUAAAGAAUAAAGUUAGAUUUCUAAAAUAAAUUUUGAAUAUAUGGAAGGACCUUAAGAAAUUUCUAAUAUUGCUAAGAAUUUGAAUAAAUAUGAAUCUGCAGAAGUACUCUCUUCUAGUUUUAUAAUGGAUGUAUUUGAUAAAGAUCUUAUAUUAAAAUAUAUUUCUGAGUUGAAAAAAACAGAUAAUUUAUUGAUCUUAAUUGGAGAUGAUGAAUAUUAAUAUACAGAUAGUACUUUGAAAGGGAAUAAUAAAGAAUUUUUAAAAGAUAAAAAAUUAGAUAAAAAGAGUGAGAUAUAUAGAUUAGAAUAUGCAACUCAGAAGUUGACAAAAGAUUCAAUUAAAAUUAUAACUUAAAAAGAUUCAAAAUUAUAAAAAAUAUUUACUAAACCUUAAGAAAACUUAUUUAUUCCAGAUGAUUUAAAAUUAAUAUCAUUAUGUGAAUCAAAUUAAUAUAAAUUACCAAUUAUGGUCCAUUCUGAUUAAUUAAAACCUUUAGAUAAAGAAGGAAAAUUAAAUAUAUUACUUCAUGCUGGAUAAGAUUUGUAGGAAUUCUCUGAAGAUCAAUGUAAGAAAGAAGAGAAUGUUUAUUAAAAAAAUAAUCAUUUUCCAAUUCUAUUAAAUAAAGAAAAUAAUUAAUGGUGGAAAGUGUCUACUUAAUUCAAAUUACCUUCUGUAUAUGGAGCCAUAUCAAUAUAAUACACUAAACCAAUAACAAUAAGACAAUUUACAUCAGCCAGAAUUUAUAACUUUAUUUCAGAUGAAGAAAUUAAUAAGUAACUCAGAUAGCCCUUAACAACUGGUUACUCUGUAGAAUUAGAUAUUGGUAAAUAAAUUGAAAUUAAAGCCUAUGGAUUUAGUGAAAAAGUUAGAAGCUUUUUUAAUAGUAUUUGUGGAUGCAUAAAUCCAUUUAAAGAUAAAUCUAAAAGUUUUAUUGAACUUGAAGAAAAAAAAGAGGAAUCACCUGAUUUUAUUAGAGCUAAGUAAUCACUUAUAACAUCAAUAAAGGAUAUAUUUUAAUUGAAAUUAUAUGAAUAGUCAUUUCAAUUGUAUCUACCUUCAAUUUUAAGAAAAGAUUUCUUUAAUCCUGAAUUAGUUUUAUAAUAAAUACCAGAUAUUACAGAAGAAUAAAUGUUAUCAGACAUCAAAGAUAUACUUUAAAAUUCUAUUUAAAGUUCAUUAUUGAUUGGAAAUAUAGAUUAAAAGAAUGCUUAAGAUCUUUCAACUGAUUUAUAAAAUUGUAUUUAAGAUAAGGAAGGAUAAAUUGAAAAAUAAACAAGAUUACCUAUAUCAGUAUUGAGUUUAAAUGGAAAAAAUUGGGUAUUUGCAAAAUUUGUUGAAUAAGACAAAGGUGAUUUGAAUGGAGUGACAUUAAAUUAUUAUUAAAUAGGUUAAAGAAAUUAAUAAAAUUAUGCUUUAAUGAAAAUUCUUUAACCUGUACUUAAUUCUUAAGCUUAUAAUCAUUUAAGAACUGAUUUAUAAUUAGGUUAUGUUGUUGCCAUGAAAUUCAAGUAAGUUAGUUGCAUUGAUGGUGCAUUAUUUUUAGUUUAAGGAAAUAAAGAAUUACCAAUGAAAGUUAAUCAAUUAAUAGAAGAAUUUCUAGUUCAAUUUGAUGAAUACUUAAAAACAAUGAAUAAAAAACAAUUUGAGCAUUUAAGACAUAGUGCAAUAGUUGAAUUGAGAUAGAAACCUUAAACUUUAAGUGAAGAAGCAGAUAGAUUAUGGGGAUACAUCAGUUCAGAUGAUUAUUCUUUUGAAGAGAGACAAGUUACUAUUGAAAAUUUGAAAUAAAUUUCAAAAGAAUAAAUAAUAGAAUUCUAUGAAAAUGUAUUCAUUAAUAAUAGAUCAAAAAUAAGUCUAUAAUUAUAUGGGUAUCUAUUUAUAAUAAAUAUUAUUUUAGUGAAGGGAUGGUUUCAUAAACACUAAGUUUGAAGAACAAUGAGGAAUUUGAUUCCUAUAUCAAAGCAAAUAUUCCUGAAGGUGCCACACUUUUUACUGAUAAAGAAUCAUAGUACUAUGAUUGUCCAAAUGAUGUCAGUUCAGUUUGA
Molecule: messenger RNA, 3362 nt
Organism: Paramecium primaurelia
Lineage: Eukaryota; Ciliophora; Oligohymenophorea; Peniculida; Parameciidae
Source: the annotation of a GenBank genome assembly